This is a messenger RNA of Psylliodes chrysocephalus, 1800 nucleotides long. Lineage: Eukaryota; Metazoa; Arthropoda; Insecta; Coleoptera; Chrysomelidae. The record is from the annotation of a GenBank genome assembly.
AUGGAAGACGAAAUUUUUGGGUCACCUGACGGAGAAGAAAUCAAUAAACUAGAGAGCGAUAUUAAAGCCCUGGAAGGCGCAGCGAAUAUCCCCAGAAGGGAUAGCAUUAAAAGGACGCCGCCAAAACAGACACCAUUUCAACGCAGCUUCUCAAUAUCAGAUCCCCAAUCCAACGAAGCAGCCCAAGCAUCCCAGGACUCACUCGAAAAUGCCAAAAAACGAGAUAGGGACACAGACGCAGAAAGCCCUGAAGCCCGAAAUCUAAAGAGUCUGAAAAUACAACUGACGAAAGAUCAAGAGGAAAUGGCCAAACAGGCCAAACUAAUGGAAAAAAUGAUCAGAAAGGAAAAGGAAGCAAUGGAGAAAAAAGAAAAAGAGGAAAAAGAAAGACAGGCCAGAAUCGAAAAGUCAAAGAAGACCAACGAAGAAAACAGUGAAAGUGUCGGGUCAAAGCUCGCGAGUGCAACGCAAGGUGCGGGAAGUUCAGUAGUUCAGGUGAGCAUAAAACCUAAUCACCAACCUGCUAACGAUAACCAAACAAGACGAGACCACACAGCGACACAGACAACCAUACAAAGAACAAACGACAACAUGAAGACACUUAAACAGACGAUAAAAGAGGCGGUAACAAGAACGACGCCGGAAGGCAGAGGAAAAAUCGCUUUCUCUCUAAAAGAACAAAGGGCCGUCUUAAACGGACUUGACGAAAUUACAAACAUAUAUACAGACCUAUUAACACUUCUCAUCAUACAAGAAACAGAAAUCAAUAAAUUACAAAGUGAGAACAACUUCCUAAAAGAACACAGACCAAAGCCAAACGACACAGGCGACAUACUAAAAACUUUACAAACGGAAAUUCAAAAAAUAUCACAAGCAAGCAACAAAAAGGAACAAACAAAACCCACGACAACCGCAUUAGAACAAACUCCACCCACACAGACCCCACUCGCACAAAACACAUACACAGACUUCCCUCCGCUAGGACAAAGAACAUACGCACAACUGACAAAACGGACAGUAACAAAAGACAACACAAAAGAACAAAAACAAUGGACCACCCCGGAACCAAUCAAAAAGUUCGAUACUAUAAUAAAAAUGAAAGAAGGAGAAACAGGAAACACACUAACGGAACUAAAGAAAUUAAUAAAACCAAAAGACAUAGAAGGCACGACUAUAAGACACACAAGAACAGCAAUAGUACUCACAUCGGAAAGCAAAGACAAACAAAACGAAAUAAUAAAACGCACACAAACAUCUAAAACCUUGGACAUAAAAGACGGAACUAGACAAAACGAACCAACGGCAAUACUGACAGGACUAAGAAAGGCAAUGACACACGAAGAACUAACCGACGCACUAAAGACAGAAAAUGACGACCUAGAAAGACUAUUUGGAGACAGACUACAACUAAUUACAACAGUAUCAACCAGACCUUGCAGAAAUCCUUAUAAGGAGAACGUGUACAUAAAAGGGCCCAGCGACAUUGUCAAACAUUUAUUGAAAUCGGGAAAAGUUUACAUCGACUUCCAGACAAUUUAUAUCAACGAAGCGACACAAGUAGCAUUAUGUUUGCGUUGCUGCAGAUACGGACACGUCUCCAAAUACUGCCGCGAAACGACACCGACAUGCUACAAGUGUGGAGAUGGACACGACGGCAACGCCUGCGACAAGGACAUUUACAACUGUAUAAACUGUGAACGACUGAGACUACAACCACGAGGACACCAAGCAAGAGACACUAACUGCCCAAUAUACGACAAAAAAAUGGACGAAGCGCGGUCACAAACAGUUUACAGAUAG